CUAGAAGCACCGAAUAGUGCAGCCGGAUUUGGUGUAUCACUCAGUCGAAGUAUCGAUGUAGACUCUGAUGGUGGACCAGAAUUAGCGGUGACAACAUUUGAUCCCAAAGUUCCCCUCCUUCUCUACUCUCUUCCUCUUCGACUUCGAGCAAGGUGUUCUUCCAGAUUCCAACCUCGGAUCACCGCCAAUCAAAUCCGGAAAGGCGAUAUUAUCACAGUUAGAUUCACUGCCAAUUUCAUCGAUUCAAUCAAUGGAAAAUCAUUUCCAGCGCCUUCUAACUUCAAGGCCCGAUCUUAUCAAGUUAACCCUGACAUUCUAUGGCUAGAACGUUAUGACUUCCUUAGCAAAUACCCUAACUCUACCGAUUUCCUGAACGAACUGCUUUUUAUAAAACAAUCCUUUAAACUCGAUCCGGCUAAACCUAGAUUCACUUUGAAAGAGAUGUCUGAUAUCCGUGUUAGCAGUAGUGGAAGUGUUUCCGCAAAUGUUAAACUGUUGGCUCAAGAAGAUGCUCAGUUCAUGGAAUUGGACACUAUCCCCCUCCAUGUAGCAUUCCGAUCAGUUCUUCCCGACUCACAGUGCGCUGGAUACACUCAGAGUUGUCCAAAAUCCACUCAACCUCUGAUAGAUUGGUCCGAUUGUGUCUGGAAACUUCCGCCACCUACUUAUCUCUGUCCCCCUCACCCAAAAUGCAGCGCAAAUCUUCAAAUAUCCAUAAAUGGUGGGGCCGAUUCCCACACACCUGUUCAAUUCGGACGACGAGAAGAUGUCAACCAGACCCUAAUGUUUGUUCUCCGAAACAAUGGUCCUACUAGAUCUGAAGGUAUUCGGGUACUUCUCAAGACACUGGGAUGGCCGAAAAAUGAAACACAACUUGGGAUUCGAGUUCUAAUCAAUAAAGUUCAAUUGAAGGAUGCCUCUACCGGUGUUCUAUUGGCAACAAGUGAUCGACCUACUAGUCGAUGGUCAAUUAAUCUUCCCAAUAACGGAGCCGCCGCUUUGAUUACUUCCCAACAGGAUACGGCUAUUGAUCCAGAUCAGCAACUGUUCAUCAUUGUGGACACUUUCCUUUCUGGUUUGGCCCCAGCGAGGUAUGAAGAUGAGAAAAGCGAGGAUUCAGAGGAAAUAGACAAAUUUACCAGUCCAGGCAUCGUGGCGAACGUAUCUUCUGUUAUAGAAGAUCCCACCCUGGAGACAAAUGUGGCAAUUUCGAUUUUCGAUGUCGCCUAUAAGCCCCAAAUUCGGAUUAAUCCCGGUGCCGCUCCACCUGCCCUCGUUGAUGAACGGAAGGAGCCACCACAUCUCUCUUAAAACUUCGGAUCUACUGACUUGAAUGAUCUUGCAUUUCAACUGGAAAUUCCAGUUUGGACUGACGAAGGCGACACAUUGCUCUAUUUGACGGACAAGGCUCGACUUCUUGAUAAUGGAAAUAAUGACUACCGCUGGGUCAACAUGCUACCAAAAAUGACAUCCACUAACGGAAGUGAAGUUGGAUUUUGCGAAAUUGAGGAGGAAUUUAUCAACCCUCUCGAUCUCACAAUUCGAGAAACAGGCUAUUCAA
Rodentolepis nana is the source of this 1561-nucleotide messenger RNA. The record is from the annotation of a GenBank genome assembly. Lineage: Eukaryota; Metazoa; Platyhelminthes; Cestoda; Cyclophyllidea; Hymenolepididae.